Phanerochaete carnosa HHB-10118-sp is the source of this 1873-nucleotide messenger RNA. RefSeq lists its product as uncharacterized. NCBI's taxonomy places the organism in Eukaryota, Fungi, Basidiomycota, Agaricomycetes, Polyporales, Phanerochaetaceae. Bases 112 to 1587 code for a protein of 491 amino acids. Gene Ontology annotation, molecular function: lyase activity. Gene Ontology annotation, cellular component: periplasmic space. The transcript is spliced from 8 exons. The record is from RefSeq and is a predicted model, not a curated record.
AAGAACGGCGAGGAUAAGCGACCACCUCAGGCUGUGGUGGUGAUCAGCCCAUUGUAUAUACACCCAUAGCUGGCUUAUGGUCGUCUGCCUCGUCUCCUCUCAGUGUUCUCCAUGAAGCACCGCACUCCGCUCCUUUUUCUGGCUGUGACGGCCCUCAGCGCUGCUCCGGCUGUCCACUCUUUGACAGGCUAUGCAAAUGUCUUCAUUGACCCAACGGAUAUCCUGAACAAAACAUACCCCAAUAUUGGUCCAGCCAACAAGACCAUCUUGAACUGGGCAGAGCAGAGUGCUCAACAAGGCCCAUGGACCGUAAGCAAGAAACCCUUUCCUCCUCCUUCUGGCGAUUACCAUGACUAUAUGAGCUGGGCUCCAUACUGGUGGCCGGACUGCUCUAUUAAUGUCCAUAAUACUACUGCCCUGUCUCCGCAGCAGAUCUGGCAACAGUGCAACUAUGUUCAGAUGGACGGACAGCUCAACCCCGAUAAUCGCUUGAUCAAUAAUAUUGGCGACUUAGGGAGCAUGGCUGACGCCAUCUUGUAUAACUCUCUGUCCUACGUGCUCACGGGCACGACAGAAUACGCGGCUAGGGUUGUGACCUACAUCAACACAUGGUUUCUGAACGGCGACACCAAAAUGAAUCCCAACUUGAAUUACGCUCAGAUGCAAGGCGGACCAAACGGCCAGGUCGGCACCCACACCGGUAUCCUGGACCUGAAAUGCAUGAGCAAGAUCGUGACUGGCGUGUUGCUCCUGCGUCAAGCGAAGCCUGGUCCCUGGACCUCGGACGUUGACACCGGUCUGAAAUCCUGGGCUAAGGAGUAUAUCCAGUGGUUAACGACCGCUGAUAUCGCCCUUCAGGAAAGGAAGGCUGUAAACAUUCUCCCCAGCAAUCACGGCACAUUUUACUUCAACCAGCUGGCGGCCCUUCAAAUCUUGGUGGGCGACACCGACGGGGCUCGGCAAUCCAUUGAGGAAUACUUCAAUGGUAUUUACAUGGCGCAGGUCGAUGCCAACGGCGACCAGAGUUUUGAGUCAGCUCGUACAAGGCCGUACCACUACCGUGCUUACAAUCUGGCCGCCAUGAUCACUAACGCCAAGCUCGGCCGGUACGUCGGCGUGAACGUCUGGAACAAGACCACCAGUUCCGGCGCGACGAUUAAGACCGCGCUCGACUACGCCAUGUCAGUCCCACCAAGCCCUGCCGAGAGAGACUACGCCGCCGAGCUCUACCCAAACGUCGCCGCUGUGGCAGCAAUCUACGGCGAUCCAAACAACACGUACGCAGGCUUCCUCGCCAAGGCUGAGGGCGCGGGCUACGUCAAGGAUGCGUGUUUCCUUUGGAGCCAGCCGCUGAGCGACAGUGGCCUCGCGAACGCGCCGCCCAGCGUCGUGACCUUUUCCGCGAGCGGUGUGACGUAUUCGGCGAGCAAGCCUGCAGUGUGGACCGGCGGGCCGACGGCGCCUGCGGCUACUGGCAAGAAGGAGAACGCGGCCUUUAGCUUCACGCUUGCCUCUUGGCGUGCCUAUGGUGUGCUCUAUGGGGCGUGCAUCGUAGUAAUGAUCGCCUCUUUCGUCGAGUUCUUGUGAAGACGCGUCGGUCGGAUACAGUACCUCACUUACGCAUCCUUUACUUCCCGUCUUCCGCGCGAGACACUGACAUUCCUACUUUAUGUUGCCUAUUCGCUAUAUCGCUGUGUACGAUCGACGUGCGUUCUCGUAUCUGUAAAUUCAACCCAUGUGGUACCAUGUGGUGUCGAGUGGAAUUACCGUGAAUAGUAUGGGGUCUAUUAUACCUACCAAACUCAUACGAAGCUACAGUCGGGGGUUAUUAAAACGCAAAGCAGUAUUACAUGUCGUAAGCUAGGACACCAAG